Messenger RNA from Suillus plorans, 2766 nucleotides. RefSeq names its product cobalamin-independent synthase. The record is from RefSeq and is a predicted model, not a curated record. Lineage: Eukaryota; Fungi; Basidiomycota; Agaricomycetes; Boletales; Suillaceae. Gene Ontology annotation, molecular function: zinc ion binding; 5-methyltetrahydropteroyltriglutamate-homocysteine S-methyltransferase activity. The transcript has 10 exons. The coding region runs from base 1 to 2766 and encodes 921 amino acids.
AUGCGCCCCUUCGAGUCUGGGGCACAGCUACCCCCGAACGACGACGAUCACUAUCAGUUUAACUUUGCCUCCCCAGUCACUGCAAAUCUGUAUGGAUUAGACGUACGGAUGCCUGUACCCGUGCGGCCAUGGCGUGGUUUCGCGCCACCUUCCGAGUCCAAUGCGUCUGCCAGUGGCUCUGGCUUCCAGCCGCAACAGUCGUUUGUCAACUCCAACAAUAUUCAGCAUGGCAUUCCCUCACAGUUACCGUCUACCAGCAGCUCUAGCUUCCAGCUACAGCAGUCGCUCGUCGACGCCAACAAUCGCCAGCACGACAUCCCCCCACAGCUACCGUCUUCCAACGUCUCUAGCUUCCAGCCGCAGCAGUCUCUCAUCGACAUCAACAAUCCCCACCAUUAUAUUUAUCCACAACUACAAUCUAACUAUGGCCCAGAGGCGCCCGGUUAUUUGGUACCGCCCGCGUAUCAUCCGAUCCUCAACGAGAGGCAGCCUCUCGGCUCCUUCUUUCCGGACUUCAGCCAGCCAGUUCCGUCUAUGGGCAAUGAUACACUGUUACCAGUCGGUACCGAAUAUCGUGACGAACCACGUCGAGAGCGUAUAUUUGGAGUUGAGGGUACUCCGGGCCAAAUGUUCAGUAGGAAGCGCAAGGGCCGCAACGACAAACCGGAUACAGAGUACAUUAAUCAGCUGCCACAGAAGAGGAUUAGACUCAGGAGAUCGAUAGCAAACGCACCGACCAUGGUCUUAGCAGAUGCUGAGCAAUUCGUGGUUCCCUCCUGGCCCCAGCUUGUCGCUUCACCGCCUCUGUUUGCACCCCCGGAAGCGGGGCCAUCCACGGUUCCCUCCCAGUCUGUUGUUUCGCAUCUUCCUUCUGCACCCCCGGAAGCGGGGCCAUCCACGGUUCCCUCCCAGUCGGUUAUUUCGCAUCUUCCUUCUGCACCACUGGAAUCGAUACCCUUCACAGUUCCCUCCCAGUCCGUCGUUUCACACCAUCUGUCUGCACCCCUCGAUUCACAGCCAUUCACGGUUCCUUCCCAAUCCUUCGUUUCACAACCUCCGUCUGCACCCUUUGAUUCACAGCCACUCACGGUCCCUUCCCAGUCCAUCGUCUCACACCCUCCGUCUGCACCUCUCGAUUCGCAGUCAUUCACAGUUCCCUCCCAGCCCGUCGCUGCUCCGGCUGUAUCUUUCCCCGAUAUCUCAGAGCUACCAUACAACCUAGCGAACUUGGUACACCAGAAAAUUGUCUCGUCCGCCACGAAAGCUAUCAAGGCACAUUUGAUUAAUACACAUUCCCUAUCAACCCAUUUGGAAAGAAGGCAUUGGGUUGAAACGAGAUUGGAGGAGUCAGCUACAAAACAAUAUCAUCAUCCAGAGUUCGGACGUAAUUGGGCUGUCCGCAAUUCGGCGACGUUGUAUAUGGCUCUCUCUGAUCCCUGCAAAAGUCUUAUGCAAACGUGCAAAAGGAUCGCACGCUCCAAGGUGAUAUUGUACCAUCUACAUCCUGGAGUAUGGUCGAUGGCCAACGAACGCCAGUUUCGGACAAACAGGAUCCGGGAACUUCUCAGCAAAGGGAUGUUCCCACCGAGAUUUACCUUCGGUGAGGAUGAGUUCAGCAACUUACACUUCCUCCAAAACGAGGUGGUGUGGCAUGUCCUCCUGGACACUGUUGCGGAACUCAAAAUCCGCCGCCACAUUGUCAAUCUGGACAGUCUAUUUUGCUUGGCUGCUGCCGCUGUCAGCUGCGCCUUGAACGAGCUCGAGAAUGAUCAAUUUGCUCAUAUUGAAUUUAUGGCCGAGGGUUAUCAAGAGUUCUACAAUAGACUACUUAACUAUCUUCAAAGGAUGUCUAACGACCCAGUGUUUUUAGCCCGUUGGGAAGCGUUCAAAAAACGCACUUCGGCAAGACUCGCACAGCUAUCCUAUACUCUGUCCAAAUUCCCCACCACUACCAUCGGUUCCUUCCCUCAGACCAAAGAGAUUCGUACUGCCCGUGCCAAGCUUGGCAAGGUCUUUUACAAUGGUUCCGGCGCGAGCGAGAACAGUUUGGCCUUCUUCAGGUGUUGGGUUAUUGGUGGAAUCUGGUUGGCCUUGACCUCCUCGUCCACGGCGAGCCUGAACGUAACGACAUGGUUCAAUACUUCGUUAUGUCCAUCCCCCAUCAUCGUGUUCGACGUUAGCCGUCCCACGCCGAUGAUCGUCAAGUGGAGCAGUUACGCGCAGAGCGUCUCCAGCAAGCCCAUGAAGGGUACGCUUUCUGGCGCUGUCACCAUCUUGACCUGGUCCUUCCCUCAUGACGAUGUUUCACGUAAGCUGCAGUCGCAGCAGCUUGCUCUUGCGCUUCGUGAUGAGGUCCUUGAUCUCGAAAAGGCUGGCAUCAGUGUCAUCCAGGUCGACGAGCCUGCCAUUCGUGAGGGUCUUCCUCUUCGUCGUUCUGACUGGUACUUGCAAUGGGCUGUGCACACCUUCAAGCUCUCUACCGCUGGUGUGAGCGAUGCCAUUCAGACCCACUCUCACUUCUACUAUUCUGACUUCGGUGACAUCUUCCCCUCCAUCCAGCAUCUCAAUGCCAAUGUCAUCUCUAUUGAAUUGGUCCUGGUGUCUACGACAUCCACUCGCCUCGUAUCCCCAGCGAGGCAGAGAUCAUUUGAGCGUCUCAAGACCACCCUGGCCAUCAUUCCUGAUCACCUCAUGUCCAUCAACCCUCGCCCACAUAAGUGGUUAAAUUAUCAUGGCCCUUUUAUCGGCAAACUGGCCUACACUUGA